Messenger RNA from Euleptes europaea (tarantolino), 360 nucleotides. RefSeq names its product weak toxin CM-13b-like. The coding region runs from base 1 to 360 and encodes 119 amino acids. The transcript has 3 exons. Lineage: Eukaryota; Metazoa; Chordata; Lepidosauria; Squamata; Sphaerodactylidae. The record is from RefSeq and is a predicted model, not a curated record.
AUGAUAUAUUUUCUUUUGCUAUUCCUGGGCAUUGCUCCCUGGGCUAAAAGAGCGUCCUCCUUGGAAUGCUUCAUCUGCAACUCCACAAAAUACAUUGGUUGUACCACUACUGUCAACUGCUCUGCCACAGAACAUUUCUGCACAAGAUUAACAGUCACCAAGAUAUCUGGCUACCAGAUCAUGCAGUCCUGUGCCACCAUUUGUCCCAUCGCUAAAAAAAGGUGGCCGCCAUUAUAUACUUUCAUGUGCUGCCAAACCGACCGGUGCAACGGAGCCAGCGGCGUGGUGAGCCACCGAACUCUGCUCACGACGGCCACAUUCGUCAGCUUGGUUCGAGCUUUGGCUAUCCUGGGAUCCUGA